Molecule: messenger RNA, 2247 nt
Organism: Dermatophagoides pteronyssinus (European house dust mite)
Lineage: Eukaryota; Metazoa; Arthropoda; Arachnida; Sarcoptiformes; Pyroglyphidae
Gene: Rint1
Product: RAD50 interactor 1
Biological process (GO): regulation of ER to Golgi vesicle-mediated transport; retrograde vesicle-mediated transport, Golgi to endoplasmic reticulum; endoplasmic reticulum to Golgi vesicle-mediated transport
Cellular component (GO): Dsl1/NZR complex
Source: RefSeq, a predicted model, not a curated record
AAAUAUUUCUCCACGUGAGCAAACAAUUUCGAUUUGUUUUGAUUUAUUAUCGACCGGGAAAAAAAUGAUGGAAAAUUCCAAUCAAUCGGCAAUAAUGAAUGAGAUAAAAGUAUUUGAAAUGCAAAAAGAUUGUUUAAACAAUAUUCGUCAAAAAUUGUUCAAUCAAUGUGAAAAUUUUGAUCCAGAUAUGGAAGAAUUUAAAGAAAUUAUCGACAAAUUCAAAGCAAAAAUUGCCGAAGCUAAAGAAUCUGUUAGUGAUUAUGAAAAAGAUAUUGAUACUAAGGAUACAUCCGAUAUUGAUCGACCAUUGGCUAAUAUAAUGCUCAGUGAACGAUCAAAAUUAAUUGCACAAUUAAUGCAAAUGGCUCAAACAAGAAUGUCUCGAUUGAAACAAGAAACCGGUAUACUUCGAGAACAGUAUCGAGAAUUGUCUAUUGAAAUGAUCAACUCAAAAGUUACUUCGGUUCGUUAUGAUUUUAUUGCUCUUAUCAAAUACUUGGAAGUCUUAAUACAGAUUGAUGUAUUGAAAUCUUCAAAAUUGUAUACAAUGUUUAAGGAAUUUUUCAUCAAAGAUAUUUAUCAAAUUGUUCCAUUGUUAGCCGAUUUAUUAAAAUACACAUUCGAUCAUAUUGGAUGGCCACAGACUAACGUUGCAUUACGACCCGAAAUAUCAAAAAAUUUGACCGAUUAUCAAUUAUUAUUUGUUUCAACAUUUCGAUCAUUAUUAGAAUUAGAAAGUGGUAGAUUUUCGAAACGUUUGCAAAUAGAUUCCGAAACAUUUCAAUCGGAAAUUUUCACUUCAAUUAAUGAAGAGCGUAUUAUUUAUCAUCCAUUCGAUAUAUUGUUCGAACCAUUUGUUAAACGAUUCGAUCAUCAUUUCAUGGAUUCUGGUUCUAAAUUGAACGAUUUAGAACAUCCUGAAUGGUAUCUUUGUACAUUAGAACAAUGGAUCACAUUAAAUGAGUCUUUCUUACGUGAUUUGGUCGAUCAAACAUUGAUUCUUUUUUUCGAUAGUGAUAAUGGAAAAUUUGCUACGGUUGAACUAAUUUCAUGUUUUGUGAAAUUGAUUGAACAAAAAUUACGCCAAGAUUUGCCACGUAUGGAAGAUAAUGAUCAUAUUUUUGGCCGUACAAUCGACGAACUUAUUAUUUUUAGUAAACAACUUAAUUUAAUUGUACCGGAUUUAUACGAAAAUCAUCCAAAAUUGAGCCCAUUGUUUGAUAUUUUUUCCGAUACACAAAACUAUAAACGUUUUUUGAAUAUCGAACGAAAUCGCAUUAAUGAAUGUAUUGAAAAUAUACUGGAUUCAGAAACUUCUUGGAAUUCUGUUUAUGAACAUGAUUUAGCAUUCGAAAAUGAAUUUAUUAUCUGUGAAGCUGCUGAUGGAUUCGCUGCUCUAAUCAAUCGUCAAAUCGAACGAUCAAAACACAUUCCAUUGGAUAAAUUGCGUAACGAAUACUUGCAUUUGAUUAUUAAUAUGAUUGAUGAUUUUCGUUUACGUUUGUCGCAAAAAAUACAUGAUUUACAAGAGAAAUGGCCAUUCAGUGAAAAAUUUUUUGGUAUUCUAAACACUUUUGAUUUCAUUCAUUCAAUGUCGAUGGAUUUGGCUUCCAAACAAAUGUUGCCUCAAUCAGAUUUGGAUCGAGUAAAUGAAAUGUUCAUUCAUAUGAUUGACGAGAUAUCUAAUCGUGUAAUCAAUUUAAUUGUAUCGGACUUUAUAAAUCAUCUUUCUUUGUAUAAACAAUUAAAAUGGCACGGAAUGUCAUUGCAAGGAGAUCAGCCAAUCGAAGUGACCAAUGAAGCCAUAACUUUAUUCAAUGAUAUUUCAACCAAAAUUCAUUUGAUUCAGAAAAACAUUUCGAAAAAUUUGUUUAAUCGCUUGAUAUAUGAAAUUGCCGGUCGAUUGCAGGAGGCUUUUUUCGAAAAUUUUAUCAUGGAAUUACAAUUUAACAAAGAUGGUAUUAAACAACUUCGUUAUGAUUUUGAACAUGCAUUCAAAGCUAUUUUUAUCAUUUAUUCUGAUCAUAACAUUGUAUUUACAUUUUCAACAAUUUCUGAUUGUCUAGUCGUAUUCGAUUUAAAUCCACAAACAUAUCAUAUUAUUCAAGCACGACAUAAAGUGGAUAGUGAAAAAGAAUUUCGUUUAUAUUUACAAACAUUGGGCAUUUAUAGUUUGAAACCAUCAACAGUUUUGGCUUUGAUCGAUCGACGUGUUGGAUUCAACUGAAUAAAAAUGGAUGUGCAAAA